Chiloscyllium plagiosum (whitespotted bambooshark) is the source of this 1918-nucleotide messenger RNA. The record is from RefSeq and is a predicted model, not a curated record. Lineage: Eukaryota; Metazoa; Chordata; Chondrichthyes; Orectolobiformes; Hemiscylliidae.
CAAUGCCAAUUUAACACUGCUAGUAACAUUAUUGCGAAGUAUUGAAUGUGGUCUACUGGUGGAUUUUUUUUUUGUAACAUCACCCUUUCUAGAUAAUACUUCAAUGUAAGAGUACAUCCUGAGUUAAAUACCAAGAUUAUCUUUUAAAGUUUUGUUUUUUUUCCUCCGUUUAUAAGCAGCUAACACCUGCAAAAGGUCCUGCAGAGGAUUUCUAGAUUGUAGAAUGAAUGGUGAAAAUCCCAUAAGUUUGUCAGAUAAUUCUUUGUAGCUGCAUGCAAUAUAAAUCAAAUUGACAAAUCAUUCUAGACACAGGAAAGGUCUCUGGUGAACUUUUGGAAUGGUAGAUUCCAAGUCACGUUACCUUUAUACUCAAAGUGUCAUUACUUUUUGGAAACAAGUCCAAUAUGUGUAAAUUGAUAUUAACUGCCUAAGCAGCUUGCUCAGUACAUUUAAUAACGUUCAGCUAUGAAAUUCUUUUGAUUUUCUUUUGCAGGGAUUUGUGACCUCUGGUAUUUGUCAGUGAAAUGGGUCUUGCUGGUCAGUAUGUUGACCCUCUGAAUUCUGAUUCUUCAUAGCAAUCAACUGCUAAUUAUUAGCUUUGACAUUCUUUGAACGCCUUCUCCUUGCCCCUGAUCCAUAAUUUCCAGGCAUCUCAUGUUACUUAUUGUGCCAUAUCAAUAUAGUACUACAGGUUAACCCGGUUAUGAGCAUCAUCUAUCAAACGCAAUUGAUCUCUAGCUGGCUCUUUAAUGUACCUAUUUGCGAUAAUUCGUGUCAGCCAAAUGCAAGUUUUGUUCUGCAGCAUAAUAAAUCCUGUAAUAAUCAGUACUUCGCACAACCCAUAAAUGUAAAACCGCGUUAUUACCCCUACUCGAGCAGCGUCCUGCGUGACCCUGGCGAUGCCUUCCAACACCUGUUCAGCGAUUCGACGUUUUCUGCCUUUCGACCUAAUUUUAUGGUUCUAUCCUUCUCGUUGAGCAUUUUUCUGAGGUGUCCACUUUAGUUUCUGUUCCAUUUUGUUGAGCAUGGCUUGCACUGACAUUAAAGUAAAAGAGCUAGACAAGCGUUCUUCAGGCCAGGCUUUUGAGAUCAUUCUGAGCCCCACUGCUGAAACAAUUCCAGAAUUUCCUCUUUCUCCCAAGAAAGAUCGGUCACUUGAAGAUCUUCAAAAAAAAAUGGAAGCAGCAGAGAACAGACGAAAGUCACAUGAAGCAGAAGUUCUGAAACAGUUGGCUGAAAAACAAGAGCAUGUAAAGGAAGUGCUUCAGAGAGCUAUUGAAGAAAAUACCAAAUUCAGCAAAAUGGCAGAAGAAAGACUGAUCACCAAGAUGGAACUUAUUAAGGAGAACCGUGAGGCUCAAUUAGCUGCCAAGCUCGAGCGUCUACGUGAAAAGCUCCUGGAUUUUCGAAGUGGCUACAGGACACACUCCAUGGCAGCCAAACCAUUCCCCAAGGCCACAACACCAACGAGGAAGCAGUCCCCACUGCUGCUGACUGGACCCAGAACGCCGCCUCUGCCAAAGUCACCUCAUCGCCACCGAUACUCCAGCCACCGCCACAGCCAGGAGAUUGUCCAACCUCUCGAGGACUGGAGCCCAUCACAACUUCUGAGAACUGAUUGACGGUCCAGAUGAACUCUCAGGGACUGAGAGAUCAUUCACUCUGGUGACAUUGCAGACACCGCCGAAACAUCAGAGGAUAAGAAUGGACUCCAAUUCAUCACUGCUGGAACAAGCAGCUGACACAAUGGCCAAGAGGAAUGGACUGGAUCCUUUGCUCAACAGCUUCCCGCAACCUCUCUCCACCACCACUGUCACAGAAAGAAGAAAAAAUAAAUUUAAUUCAAAAGUUAAAUGAAAAAAAAUAUAAUUUAAAAAACAGAGAGAUGCAAUCAGUUGUGUGAGAGGGAGCAGAUGGG